This is a messenger RNA of Myiozetetes cayanensis, 2429 nucleotides long. Its product is annotated as 1-phosphatidylinositol phosphodiesterase-like. Gene Ontology annotation, molecular function: phosphoric diester hydrolase activity. The record is from RefSeq and is a predicted model, not a curated record. Gene Ontology annotation, biological process: lipid metabolic process. Lineage: Eukaryota; Metazoa; Chordata; Aves; Passeriformes; Tyrannidae.
AUGGAGACAUGGUGCCGGCGCAGCGCGGCAUUCGACUGCGUGCCGCAGCCGGCAGCCUACUGCCCUGACUGGAUGGCAGAGCUCCCCGACGCCCUGCCCCUCUCCCGCCUCUCCAUCCCUGGCACCCACGACUCCCUCAGCCUGUUUGGCGGCCGGCGCCUGCGGUGCCAGAGCUGGAACCUGGAGGCCCAGCUGGCGGCCGGCGUCCGCUUCCUGGAUGUGCGCUGCAAGCUGUCGCGGGGCGAGCUCCGCGUCUACCACCUCUGCACCUUCCAGCGGGCCAGCCUGCGGGGGGUCCUGCGCCGCACCCUGCGCUUCCUCCGUGCCCACCCCGGCGAGGCCGUGCUCAUGCGGAUCAAGGAGGAGCUGCCCAUCUUCUCCCGGCCCGGCUUCGCUGCCCAGCUGCAUCGCUGCCUGCUAGAGGAGGGACAGGGCUGUUUGUGGUGCCAGGAGGAGGUGCCAACGCUGGGCCAGGUGCGUGGGAAGAUCGUGGUACUGGAGGCGCUCACGCGGGAGGUGCUGGGCAUCCCCUACGAGCAGCUGAGCAUCAGCGACGCCUGGAACGUGCUGUCACUGGAGCGCAAGUGGGCCCGGGUGCGGCGGCACCUGGAGAAGGCAGCUGGCGGGGACUCCACCACCAUGUACCUCACCUUCUGCUCCGGCAACGGGCUCUUCACCUGCCCUGAGGAGGUGGCCCGCAUUGUGAACCCCCGCUGCUACCAGCACCUGCGGCGCCGGGGCGGGCAGCCCGUGCGCUGGGGGGUGGUCAUCAUGGACUUCCCCGGCGCGGGGCUUCUCCGGCUCAUCGUGGAGAGCAACGGCCUGCAGGCCAAUGGACACAGCACAGCAGUCCCCGGCACGCCCGCAGCGCCCUUGCAGCAUCCCCGCGGCAGGGGGGACAGACGCCGCAGCCGGCACAGCUCCGCUCGCUGCCUGCGCCGCUGCCCGUCGGGACGGACACUGCUCCCGGCCGCACGCUCUGCCGAAGGACAUCGGUGCCCGUAGAGCAGAAGCGGGUUUCUAGGUCUCGUAGAGCAACAGGAAGCCUUCGUGUGACGAUGGUGUGACGGCGGCAGAGGCAGCAGAGAGCUGGUGGUCGGAGCUGGGCCGCCCGGGGAGCUGCGCCUUGCACAUCGCUCUGCCCGGAGGAGCCAGGUACGGUGCUGGGCCAGCCAAGUCCCCUCAGCACAGCAGGGACGGUGGGGGCAGAAGGUCCUGCCUCACCUCCUUUUGGGCCAGUGAGUCCUCCCAUAAGAUCUGCAAAAUAGUCCUUUUCCUUUCAAGGGUAAAUAAAAAUAAAAACAAGCUAGGAAAGCACUCCCUAUGUUGCCUUACCAUUUCCUGUCCGAAAAGUGCAGAAAAAAACUUUUGUUCUUGCUGCUCAGAUGUGAAGGAGCCUAUACCCCUCUGCCCACGGUCAAAGCACAGUUAAAUUGGUGUCUGUGAUCAUCUUGGUCUUUAAAGCAGAGCUGCAGGAGGUCAGAGGAAUUAAUUUCAGAGAUGACAACAAAGGGAACAUCCUUUCCCUUGUUAUUUUAGCUCUUGUUUUUUCUUGCAGGGGCUUGCCCCAAAAGUCAGGACUCUUAGGGAGAGCCAACUUCAGCAAGUGCUGCUGACCCUGUGCAUGGAGAGCUGGAUGGCCACAGCAGCAGCGAUUCCAAAGGGGCUGCCCCAUCCUCGGGAUCACACACCCAGGGGAUGCUGCACAGGGCAGAGCCCAGUGAUUUGCAACAGCAUGGGCAGUGUGAGCAGGGCAGUUUGUAGAUUAACAAAAGCAAAGUGAUUGGGACAUCAAAAAAGACCUUAAAACCAGUGCCAGUGCCUGCCCUACCUGCAGAUAAUAAAUCAUCAAUUUAAAUAGAACGGCAAGUCAAAUGACAGAGGAGUUCCUUGGAGCAGGAUAACCAAGAUCCCAGAGCAGAAAUCAUCAAACUGCUGUGUGCUGACGCAGAGAGGUGGGAAAGAGAAGAGGAACUUUUCUAAAAGAGGAAAGCUCAGCCCUGGCCUGUCAAAAGAUGAAGGAUGUCCUCAAGGAUACUUCUGUCUCAGAGGAAAACACAGUGCCUGCCAGAGGGGAUGCCCCAGGAUUUCCUGGCUGGAGGAGAGGAUGUUUUUUGCUGCACAGAGGCUGGCCCUGGUUGGAGACACAGCUCUUGGUGCUGAGCAUGUUCAUCCGCUGGCCCAGAGAGAGGAACAGGCAAUAGUACACAGUGGGUGAAGAGGUGUCAGACAGAGGAAUCUGUCUCUGGGCUUGCUCUGUGAGACAGGAGAUGAUUGAAAUCUCUGCAUUAAACCGGACGUGACAAAAGCACUGGUCAUGUUCAGGGGGAUGGUGUCCUAGUCGUCAUCUGCCAAUGACUCCACCACCUGUGUUGCCUCUGCACUGAGCCAGUGUGACAGCUCUGGGUAUUGCUGUCACGCUGAGAGGA